AUGAAUUUGGCUCUUUUACUGAUCAAUCUUUUCAUCACUUAUGUGAUGUUUGCGUCCGGCGUCAUCAAGGCUGAAGAGUACAAACUAGACUACUCGGCGUUGAAUACUGCCCUACCUGCGAUUGAGACAGUAGGUAGCAAGUUUUUCAACAGUGAAACGGGAGAACAAUUUUUCAUCAAAGGAAUCGCGUACCAACCAAGCUAUUCCUUGGAGGGUCUUAGAAGCCUUGGUAUCCCGAUGAGUGACACAAAAUAUAUUGACCCGCUGGCCUCGCCUGAAAUAUGUCUAAGAGACAUUCCUCACCUAGCUGAACUAGGAGUUAAUACAAUCAGAGUCUAUGCUAUUGAUCCAGCUCAGUCUCAUGACGUUUGUAUGGAAGCUCUCCAGGAAAACGGAAUUUAUGUUAUGCUCGAUCUUUCCGAGCCCGACGCCUCUAUUUCCAGGGACUCUCCCAGCUGGGACGUUCAAGUGUGCCAAAGAUACAAAGAUGUAAUAGAUGCAAUGCAUCAAUAUCCAAAUGUUCUGGGAUUUUUUGCGGGGAAUGAAGUUACCAACGACAACACGAAUACAGAUGCGUCGCCAUUUGUCAAGGCCUCUAUCCGAGAUAUGAAAGAACACAUAAAGAAAAUGAACUAUCGAGCAAUCCCCGUAGGAUACUCCACAAAUGACGAUGUAGAUACUCGAGAAAAUCUCGCGCAGUUCUUCAGCUGCGGUGACGCUGCUGCGGAUUUUUAUGGCAUCAACAUGUAUGAGUGGUGCGGCUACUCAUCAUUCCACAGUAGCGGUUAUGAUAAAAGAACCCAGGAGUUCAAAAACUACCCGGUCCCUGUUUUCUUCUCGGAGUUUGGCUGCAAUUUAGUCAGACCUCGGCCUUUUACAGAAGUGGAAGCGCUUUACAGCAAACAGAUGACUGGAGUUUGGUCUGGAGGAUUGGCAUACAUGUAUUUUGAAGAAGAGAACGAAUACGGACUUGUAGAGAUAGACUCAAAAAACCGCGUCGUCCGAUUGAAGGACUUCGAGUAUUUGAGAGAUGAAUUCGCCAGGUCCGAGCCGCAAGGAAUAACAAAAUCUGAAUAUUUGCGAAGACAGAAGUUAGACACCACAAAGCCCUCCAAAAGGGUGUGUCCACCUAUCUCCGAAACUUGGAAAGCAUCAGAAAAAUUGCCCGAUACACCUAACCAGUCGAAAUGCUCCUGUCUGACGAGCUCUUUGCCCUGUCUAGUCUCUCCUUUCAGCGACCAGGAUAAAUACAGAGAGUAUUUUGAAUACGUCUGUGGUCAGAUUGACUGUUCAGACAUUGAGGCAGAUGGUGAGAACGGCAAGUACGGUGAAUUUUCGGGCUGCACGGCGGAUCAAAAGCUCGCUUUGCAAAUAAGCAAGAUGUAUUAUAGCAUGUCCGACCCAAAAGACACUUGUCCAGUGGAUGAUAGACAUAUCUAUUUCAACCGCGAAAGUAUUAGUAACCAAAAGGAUGAAAAGUGUGCUUCGCUGAUUGAAUCUGUCCAGAAAGUGUCGAAAGCGCGGAAAACUAACGAUCGAAGUUUGAAGCCGACUAACAAAGAAAAAUCGUCUGGAAGUCACAAUAUAGCGUCAAGCAUUCUAAUGUCAUUGGCAUUCGUAAUAUGGGCAGAGUGGAUCGUAUAG
Lachancea meyersii CBS 8951 is the source of this 1644-nucleotide messenger RNA. The record is from the annotation of a GenBank genome assembly. Lineage: Eukaryota; Fungi; Ascomycota; Saccharomycetes; Saccharomycetales; Saccharomycetaceae.